Molecule: messenger RNA, 1452 nt
Organism: Aspergillus mulundensis
Lineage: Eukaryota; Fungi; Ascomycota; Eurotiomycetes; Eurotiales; Aspergillaceae
Exons: 1
Coding region: 1-1452 (483 amino acids)
Source: RefSeq, a predicted model, not a curated record
AUGGCUAACAACGGAGAUGCUACGGAGUUUACUCAGGAAGCCGUGAACAUGAACACAGACGGAAAGGCCGAGAAGGCUAGGGAUCAGAAGAUCCAUAGCUUGCAGGCGGGUGAAGUUGGACUUAAGUAUCAUCAACCAACAAGCAGCCUCUACGAAAGCGACGCCAUCACCAUCAAAACCGGCCUAGGCCCGUACACCCGCUACACCAUCCCCCGAGCAGUCCUAGCCAAAACACCCUCUUUCCCUCAACCCGCCGGCAACAAGCGGACCAUAACGCUUAGCUACGUCGACAGCGACAUCGGCCAUACCCUCGUACAUUACCUCUACACCGGAACCUACCAGACCCUUCACGAGCCACUGGCACGGUCUGCAGAGUUCAGAGAGAAGGUGGAAUAUAACCGGAGCGUGUUGACAUACCGGGCAGCCGUCAGUUACGGACUUGACGGGUUAGCGGAGCAAGCGAAGAAGUACAUGAAGAUUUUCGACAAAAAUAUUUCAGUCCAUGAGAUCCUUUCUAUCGCAAAGGAGACGUUUGUGUCCGCGGAGAAGGAUGCGUGGUUUUCGGAGUACCUGAGCGAGACUAUCAAGAGCAGGUUUGAAACGGACGAGGAGGCCUUUAGAGAGGAGGGAUUCUGUGAGGCGUUUGGUGCGAUCCCGGAGUUUAGUAAAUUCCUUGCGAGGCUCAUGUCGGAUAUCUAUGCCGAUAAACUGGAUGCUCUUCGUUGUGAGUGUGAGGGACUCAGGCAGGCCAGCGUCAACGGCAGUAAGUCUCAGCCUCGAGUGUCUCGGGCUCCUAGACUCCAAGGGCCCGACUGUGGCAGCUCCGCCGAAAUGACGACCGCUAGCGGCUCUGAUGAGGAAAGCUCUGGUGAGGAAGACUCUGGUGAGGAAGACUCUGGUGAGGAAGACUCCGAUGACGAAGAGUCCGAUGAGGAAGGCUCCAGUGAGGAAGGCUCCAGUGGGGAAUACUCCGAUGAAGAAGAAUCGGACGAGGAAGACUCCGAUGAAGAAGAAGACUGCGAUGAAGAAAACUCUGACGAAGAAGACUCUGAUGAGGAAGGCUCAGAUGAGGAAGGCUCAGAUGAGGAAGGCUCUGAUGACGAAGGCUCUGAUGACGAAGGCUCUGAUGACGAAGGCUCUGAUGACGAAGGCUCUGAUGAGGAAGGCUCUGAUGAAGAAAACUCUGACGAAGAAGGCUCUGAUGAAGAAGGCUGCGAUGAAGAACACUCUGUUGAAGAACACUCCGACAAGGAAGACUCUGACAAGGAAGAAUCCGAUGACCAAGACUGCGAUGGCGAAGAUUGUGAAGACGACAGUGAUGAAGACUCCAAUGAAGAGGACACCGAUGAGGACGAAUCCCAAGAUACAUGGACCAACAUCUACACACCAAGCGCAAGCAGUGACGAAGGCCCCGAAAGCAAGGACACCAAGCCCUUCUGCUACGUCUUGUGA